Molecule: messenger RNA, 700 nt
Organism: Mya arenaria
Lineage: Eukaryota; Metazoa; Mollusca; Bivalvia; Myida; Myidae
Product: putative nuclease HARBI1
Exons: 3
Coding region: 26-655 (209 amino acids)
Source: RefSeq, a predicted model, not a curated record
UCGGCACACUGCACAUGUACAGAAUAUGCUAGACAAUGAGAUGUAUGCCAGAUACAGAUAUACGAAUGGUGGAAUAGAUUAUCUAGAGGAUUUGCUGAAGGAAUCGCUGGAAAGAACGACAAGAAGAAACAGAGCACUUACUGUUAGACAGAUGAUUCUGAUUACGUUGCGCUUCUUCGCCACAGGAGCAUUUUUUAACAUCAUUGGUGAUAGCAUGGGCUACCACAAGUGCACUGUGUCACGUGUUGUAGCCCAAGUAACAGAAGCAAUUUGUGGUCACAUACAUCAGUUUGUGAUGUGGCCUGAUGCCAAUGCUCGAGCAUGGAAUAUGACAGAAUUUUUUAAGAAAGCUGGUUUCCCGAAUGUUGUUGGAUGUGUAGACGGAACACAUAUCCGAAUCCAGGCGCCAUCCGAAGACGAACCAGCCUUCGUGAAUAGGAAAGGCUUCCAUAGCAUCAACAUGCAGGCUGUAUGUGACAUCAAAGGAAAAUUUACAAGUGUAAAUGCAAGCUGGCCUGGGUCGUGCCACGACGCGCACGUCUUCAGAACGUCGGGAUUGGCAGCCAAACUGACCAUUGAACAUGUGGCGUUUUCAGAUGGUGUCCUUUUAGGAGACAGUGGAUACGCCUCAGACCAGAAAAGGCAUGCAAGGUAGCUGUGGCAUGUGUAAUCCUACAUAAUAUUGCAGUGGACAUGAACA